AUGAAAUUCUCUAUCGCCAUCGUCUUCGCCAUCGUGGCAUCACUCGUCUCUUCGCAGAGCGUCUCCAGCUUGGUCGCCCAGCUCCCGUCCUGCGCUAUCAGCUGUCUAGCAACAGCCUCCUCCUCCGUCGGCUGCGGAAUCUCGGACUAUACAUGUCAAUGCGGCCUGAACAAGGACGCGGUCACCAGUGCUGCCACUUUCUGUGUUGUCAGCUCCUGCUCCUCAACCGAUGCGCUGAAAACAAACAGCAUCACAGGCGACAUCUGCAAAGCGGCGACGCAGAUCCAAACGUCGGCGACCCACGGCGCCUCAGAUGUUGUCGGCUCCAUCUUCGCGAUCGUUAAUCACCCGUCCACGAGCACCGCCCCGGCGAGCGCGCCAACUACUGUUGCUACUAGUGUUAAGGGAAUCACGGCGUCGGCAGCUUCAAACGCACCGGCUGCAGUCACGGGUGCUGCAUUGAGGGUCCACGGAGGUGCUCUCGCGGCAGCAGCAGCCAUGCUCGCCGCUCUCGCUCUGUAA
Messenger RNA from Drepanopeziza brunnea f. sp. 'multigermtubi' MB_m1, 522 nucleotides. The record is from RefSeq and is a predicted model, not a curated record. Lineage: Eukaryota; Fungi; Ascomycota; Leotiomycetes; Helotiales; Drepanopezizaceae.